GCCCUUGCACUGAGCCCCAGAAGCUGUGAAAGUGCCUGCAGCAUAAACAAACCAGGAACUCUCCUAGGACGGAGAGUUUGCCAACAGAAGGCAAGGCCUGGGGUUUAUGGCUUUAUUCUGAGCCUAAGGUAGAGAUAAUCUUCUGAGGGGGCGAGACAGACCCAGCAUCUGUGGAUGUCACUGCAGUGAAGCAAGGAUGGGUGAGGAGUUACCAGAUGGGGUUGUCUUCAAAGACCACAACUUCUCCUCUGACUUGCUGAGACAGCUCAACAGCUUAAGGCAAAGCAAGAUCCUGACGGAUGUGAGCAUCUGCUCGGGAGCCUGGGAGGUCCCUUGCCACCGCAACGUGCUGGCCUCCAGCAGCCCCUACUUCAAGGCCAUGUUCUGUAGUCAUUUCCGGGAGAGCAGGGAGGCCAAAGUGCAGCUGCAAGGCGUCGACUCCACAACACUCGAGCAGGUCAUCACAUAUGCGUACACGGGAGAGGUGUGUAUCUCUGCUGCCAACGUCCUCCCACUGAUGGAGGCAGCUGCCAUGCUGCAAUACCCCAGGGUGUUCGAGGCCUGCUCAUCAUACCUGCAGAGCCAGCUGACCCCCGGCAACUGCCUGGGCCUGGUCAGACUCGCAGAAAUCCUAAGCUGUGAGAGCCUCAAGAAGAAAGCCAGGGAGGUGGCCCUGACUUGCUUCCCGGAGGUAGCAACAUCAGCCGACCUGAAGGAGCUCUGCGCCACGGAGUUGAGAGGCUACCUAGGAGAUGACGCACUCUGCGGAGAGGAGGAAGCGGUGUUUGAGGCCCUCAUGGCUUGGGUCAAGCACGACCUGAAGGCCCGGUGGCAGCACAUGCAGGAGCUGUUGCAACAGGUCCGCCUGCAGUACAUCCACCCAGCCUUCUUCCACCACUUUAUUGCCAGUGAUGCGCUUCUCCAGUCCUCGCCCGCCUGCCAGGCCAUCCUGGAGACAGCCAGCAAGCAGAUAUUCUGUUUGUACAGCCCCAGCGCCCAGGACUGUGAAUUUCUGCAGCACAUCCCCCCAAGGAGCUCCUACCAAGACUUCCUCCUCCUCCUGGGAGGGCGGAAGGACAGCCAGCAGACCACCAGGGACGUCUUGCUCUACAGUGUACGGACGGGUCAGUGGCAGAGCCUGGCCAAACUCCCCGCGCGGUUGUACAAGGCCUCCGCCGUCACCUUGCACCGUAGUGUCUACGUGCUUGGGGGCAUGGUUGUCAGCGAGGGGAAGAGUCUCAUCAGUAGCAGCGUCUACAUCUUCUCUCUGAAGCUCAACCAGUGGAGGCUGGGGCGGCCCAUGCUGGCAGCCCGCUACUCUCACAGGGGCACCACCCACAGGAACUUCAUCUUCUCCAUUGGGGGCACCGGAGCAGGGCAGGAGCUCCUGGGCUCCAUGGAGAGGUACGACAGCAUCCGUGAUGUCUGGGAGAGCAUGGCUAACAUGCCAGUGGCUGUGCUCCAUCCUGCCGUGGCAGUGAAGGACCAAAGGCUCUAUCUUUUCGGGGGUGAGGACGUCAUGCAGAAUCCUGUGCGCCUUAUCCAGGUUUACCACAUUUCCAGAAACACAUGGUUUAAGAUGGAGACGAGGAUGAUCAAGAAUGUGUGUGCCCCCGCAGUGGUACUGGGAGAGAGGAUUGUCAUUGUGGGAGGUUACACGAGGAGGAUUCUUGCUUAUGACCCUCGGUCCAACAAAUUUGUCAAGUGUGCGGACAUGAAGGAGCGCAGGAUGCACCAUGGGGCCACAGUGAUGGGGAACAAGCUUUAUGUGACAGGUGGGCGGAGGCUGACCACAGACUGCAACAUUGAGGACUCAGCCUCCUUUGACUGCUAUGACCCUGAGACGGACACCUGGACAUCCCAGGGACAGCUCCCUCACAGACUCUUUGACCACGCCUGCCUGACUCUCCAGUGCAUACCCCACACGGCUGGCCUCACAUGAAGGCCACGGGAACCUAUCUCGGUUAAAAUGCUGUGUGAUGCAAGAAAUCGCAACCCAGCUCCAAAGGCCUAGAACUGAAGGAAGUCAAGACUACCACUCUCUAGAGUAGUUAAAAAAAAA
This is a messenger RNA of Chionomys nivalis (European snow vole), 2062 nucleotides long. It is a transcript of the gene Klhl38, whose product is annotated as kelch like family member 38. The transcript is spliced from 4 exons. The record is from RefSeq and is a predicted model, not a curated record. Lineage: Eukaryota; Metazoa; Chordata; Mammalia; Rodentia; Cricetidae. Gene Ontology annotation, molecular function: protein binding. The coding region runs from base 197 to 1942 and encodes 581 amino acids.